AUGGCAUACCAAACUACUCCUCAGUACGAAUAUAUCCGCUUGGAAACCAAGCCAAGCGCACAGCUCAGCUACAGCUUUACUUCUGCUACAGCAGUUGAUAAUAAGACCCCAACACUCAUUGUCUUUCUCAAUGGCCUCGGCGCACCUCAGGUUGGAUGGGCUGCAACCAUCGCCAAGCUCAAGGAGCUUUCGCCCCAGGGCCUUCCAGCAAUCUUGACCUUCGAUCGGUUUGGACAAGGCCAAACUGCUGACCGGGACCCUAACGAUGAGGGCGCGGAGGAUCCGAUGCAUGCCCACGACAGUAUGGCUGUGGUUACCGACAUUCGUCAGCUUAUCACUCAGAUUUUGAAGGAGAAGAUGGACAUCAACGAUCCAAACAGUGCUCGGCUCCUUAUUACUGGCAAUUCUAUCGGAUGCGCUUUCACUCGCCUCUAUGCUGCUCAAUAUCCAGGCACCGUAGCAGCAGUCCUGCUCCUCGACAGCGUUUUGACCGACACAGACUUCGUCUCCGUCUUCCCCGACCCAGAUGCAGAAGGUUUCAACCCAAAUGAUCUCCCCAAAGGUGUCACAGCUGAGAACCUGCGCACCGCUCGGGAAGAGACAAAGAAGCGAUUUCACCCGAGCCUUGGUUCCAGAGAAGGGCUCACUCGAAAGAAUCUCUCCCAGCUUCUCCCGCAUGCCGACUCGCCCGCACUUCCUAAAGUUGACGGAAAGUCACCCUAUGUCACUGUACUGGGCCACGACUUUGAUUAUUUUGCUGCGCGUACAGGAGCGGACUUCAACAUUCCCGGAGAAGCCGUGCAGGCUUACAUGAAUAAAUAUUGGAAUCAUUACAACGAGGGACUUGCUAAGCUUACGACUUCGGAGAAUAGCGAUGGGCCAAUUCAAGCGCCGGAUGCUGGUCAUUUCAUCCAGAUUGAUAAUCCUGCGUUUGUGGCCAAGAAGGCACAUGAAUUAUUGCAGAAACUGGCAAGCGAAUAA
This is a messenger RNA of Fusarium sp. VM40, 981 nucleotides long. NCBI's taxonomy places the organism in Eukaryota, Fungi, Ascomycota, Sordariomycetes, Hypocreales, Nectriaceae. The record is from the annotation of a GenBank genome assembly.